UGACCAUAAUGUUCCCUGGCUACUUGUCGAGCUCUGAUCUUUAUCUGUAUGAUUACGACUCAUUCUCAAUACAGAACAUUGCUGCUGCUCGGAUAAUCAAACGGUUAGGACUGAUAAACUGAUUAAGUUGCUUGUAAUCACACCACAGAAGAUGCAAGUAAAGUUUAAAUGUCAAGUGAGUAUCUUCUGAUAGACACUUCCCAGAAAGCUAUUACAGCAACUCCUAGUCAAAAGGCAAGUAAAAUUAUUGCUACUUUAUGUAUCUCAGGGUUCCUUUUCUUAUAUAAACCUCAUCACCUCCAUUUUCUUAACAUCAUAGGCAUUUCCCUCUCAUCUUUCCGUUCACCAGCCGAUGUCUGGGAACCACGAAAUCUCUCCACAACAUUGCGCUAAGAAAGGUUUGAGCAUCCACAAGCGCUACAAGAAGCUACUAUACGCUCUAUUUACCUCUAUCUUUUCAAUUUUAUCCAUCAUCUUCAUUAUAUAUUUUCUCCUACAUCCCUCCAAGCCCGAGUUCUCCCUCAAAGAAGUCGAUAUCUACCAACUCAACCUUUUUACACAUCCUCAGCUUGUCAACUCCUCUAUUCAGUUCACCUUGCUUUCUAACAAUCCUAACCAGAAAGUUGGCAUUUACUACGACAAACUAGUGGUUUAUGCGUCUUACAAGAAACAGCAAAUUACGGAUUAUACAUCACUUGAACCAUUCUACCAAGAUCACGAUGAGAGUAACCUCUUGACAGCUUCCGUCACAGGAAAUGGAGUGCCUGUGACUACCUCAUUCGGUCAUGAAGUGCUACGUGACACAACCGCUGGGAAGGUUGUCCUGAAUAUUAAGGUAAAUGGCUGGCUGCGAUGGAAGGUGCGUAGUUGGGUUUCAGGAAAGUACAGAUUAAAUGUUAACUGUGUUGCUAUUAUGCCUUUGGGACCUUCCAUUCCAUCAGGCCCUCUCAGUUCAAGGCAAGGGACUCAGUGUUCUACUACAAUGUGAUGGUUUUCUAUCCAGAAUCUCUAAUUCAUAUAUUUUGCCUCCUAGUAAAAAACUGAAAGUUGCCAUAUGAUACGCAUCUAACCAUCCACAUAUUCUACUUCUGAAGGGGACUUACCCAGUAUGUUUGGUUUGAUUUGGUCCAUCGGGUACAUUAUAAGUACCACAUUUUACGGUGUAAUAUCGAGUGGUAAGAUAUUGAAGAUGACUUUGAGUUUUA
Daucus carota subsp. sativus is the source of this 1205-nucleotide messenger RNA. RefSeq names its product NDR1/HIN1-like protein 26. Gene Ontology annotation, cellular component: plasma membrane; plasmodesma. Bases 353 to 988 code for a protein of 211 amino acids. Gene Ontology annotation, biological process: defense response to other organism. The transcript has a single exon. The record is from RefSeq and is a predicted model, not a curated record. Lineage: Eukaryota; Viridiplantae; Streptophyta; Magnoliopsida; Apiales; Apiaceae.